UGCUAGCACUCGGCUUGUGUACAGAAAGAUACAGCGAUCCGAUCAGUGGAAAACAAUACGCGCCAACCGAUUUUUUGGCUAGCGCAAUAAUAAUAACGGGUUUUCGUAAAGGUUUCUGCCAAAAAAAAAAAACCAACAGUGAUUUUCCACCAAACAAAAAAGAAAUAACGUGCGAGAAGAUGGCCAACAAUUGAAAAAAAAUAUACAAAUAGCUGCAUUUUUGGUUUAACAUUUGAAAUAAAAAGACAUAGCCUUGGAUCCGAAAAGAGUUUCAAUUGAACGACAACAGAAAUACCAGCUAAAGUGCCGGUUCAAAGCGGUUAAAGGCGGCCAGUUACUUUACCUUUUAAUAACAAACUUAAACCACCACCACCACAGCUGCAACAACAACAACAACAACAACAAUAACCACUGUAAAUCAGCUUAAAAUUAAUUGUCGCCCAAGUGAAGUGAGCCGCAAUACUGUGAAGUGAACGUGUAAGAAGCAAAAAGAAACAAAACAGAAGAAGCCGAAGCAACAGGAAACUAUGGAAACAUCGCAUCAUAAUCACCAAAAUCCGGCUUUUAUAGGCGACGAUGGACGCAGCACAGCGAGCACUGUGGUGAUAUCGUCCAACAGUCCGGUGCCAGGCGCUACAGCAGCCGGUCGCGAUAAUGCCGACCAGGAGGCAGGAGCGGGCAAAUUGUCAGAGGAACGCGCCACCUGGGGCAAGGGAGUGGAGUUCCUAAUGUCCUGCAUCGCCAUGUCGGUGGGCCUCGGCAAUGUCUGGCGAUUCCCCUUCACCGCUCUCGACAAUGGCGGUGGUGCCUUCCUCAUACCAUAUCUCAUUGUGCUGUUUCUGAUUGGCAAACCGAUUUACUAUCUGGAAAUGGUAAUUGGUCAGUUUUCCAGUCGCGGUUCAGUAAAGGUUUUCGAUUUGUGUCCAGCGAUGAAAGGUGUUGGAAUCGGUCAGGCACUGCAGGUGUUUAUGCUCAGCACAUACUAUGCCGCACUGGUGGCGAUAAUUGGUCGAUACUUUUAUGAAUCAUUCCGCAACCCAUUGCCCUGGGCCACAUGCCACGAGGAGUGGGGUAGCAACUGCAUUGAUUCCGCCCCCGAUGCACGUAAUUGGCUUCCACAAGAUCCACAUGAUCCACAGGAUGAUCAACCGAUACAAAAAAAUUACACAAUAAAUGAUGAGAGUCAACGGGUUCGGACCAGUUCGGAAUGGUAUUUUGUAAAGGAAGUGCUGCACGAGAAGCCCGACAUCAUCGAUGGCAUUGGUCUGCCCAACUGGGAAUUGGUCAUUGGCUUAUUCGUCGCCUGGCUGUGCGUCUUCCUCAUCAUUCGACGCGGCGUCAAGAGCUCCGGGAAGGCCUCCUAUUUCCUGGCCAUCUUCCCCUAUGUGAUCAUGGGUGUACUCCUCAUCCGUGCCGUCACCCUGCCGGGCGCCGCCGAUGGCAUCUUGUACUUCAUCAAGCCGCAGUGGGGCAAGAUAUUGGAUCCGAAAGUUUGGUAUGCCGCCGUCACGCAAUGUUUUUACUCUCUCUCCGUUUGCUUUGGCAACAUCAUCAUGUACUCGUCGUUUAACAAAUUCGGACACAAUGUCCAUCGGGAUGCGGCGAUUGUCACGGGUCUGGACACGAUCACAUCCCUGCUGGCGGGCUUCACCAUCUUCGGUAUCCUCGGGCACUUGGCCCACGAGAUCGGCACCGAUGACAUUGGCACUGUGGUGAAGGGCGGCGCUGGCCUCGCCUUCAUCUCGUAUCCCGAUGCCAUUGCAAAGUUCAAACAGCUGCCGCAGAUCUUCUCGGUGCUGUUCUUCCUUAUGCUGUUUGUCCUGGGAAUCGGCUCGAACAUCGCCAUGACUUCCUGCUCGGUGACGGCCAUAAGAGAUCGUUUUCCACACUUCAAGCAAUGGCAGUGUUCCCUCUUUAUAGCAAUCAUUAGCUUUGCCAUUGGCUUGAUGUACAUAACACCGGGCGGACAGUAUAUGCUUACCCUAGUGGACUUCUUUGGGGCCUCAAUGAUUGCUUUGGUCCUGGGCAUUGCAGAGCUCUACACCAUUGGCUGGAUCUAUGGCACUGAUCGGCUUUGCAAGGACAUUGAGUUCAUGCUGGGCCGCAAAGUGGGUCUCUAUUGGCGACUCUGCUGGAGCAUCUUCACCCCAUUGAUUAUGACUGUAAUCCUGAUCUACUUCUAUGCCACCUAUGAGCCCCUAACCUACAACGACAAAAUCUACCCAGGCUGGGCGUACAGCAUCGGUUGGACCAUCACUGCCUUUGGCAUUCUCCAGUUGCCCGUUUGGAUGAUUGUGGCCAUUGUCCGGGAUCCGGGCAGAACUUUGGGUGAGAAAAUCACUGGCGCUUUCACUCCAACGAAAAACUGGGGUCCCCUCGAUCCCCUGCUGCGGGAGCAGUAUCACAAAGAGAUUGACAACGAAUUGACCCCGAAGCGGGGUCAAGGCGUUUGGCCCGCCAUCAAGCAGAAUAUUUUUGGUUAGCCGGAGAUCUGUACGUAUUGAGAGAGCCACCAUUGUAAAUAGUUUUGUGAACGUAUAUUUUUUAAGUUGUGAAAAAGUAUACUAGAAGAUCUUGUAUAACUCUUAAGUCUGCCAAUAAAGUGAAUAAGUAUGUAAA
Messenger RNA from Drosophila miranda, 2619 nucleotides. RefSeq names its product sodium-dependent nutrient amino acid transporter 1. The transcript has 7 exons. Lineage: Eukaryota; Metazoa; Arthropoda; Insecta; Diptera; Drosophilidae. The record is from RefSeq and is a predicted model, not a curated record. Gene Ontology annotation, biological process: sodium ion transmembrane transport. Bases 528 to 2483 code for a protein of 651 amino acids. Gene Ontology annotation, molecular function: L-amino acid transmembrane transporter activity. Gene Ontology annotation, cellular component: membrane.